Molecule: messenger RNA, 741 nt
Organism: Grammomys surdaster
Lineage: Eukaryota; Metazoa; Chordata; Mammalia; Rodentia; Muridae
Product: UDP-glucuronosyltransferase 1-6
Exons: 1
Molecular function (GO): UDP-glycosyltransferase activity
Source: RefSeq, a predicted model, not a curated record
CUGGUGGUCCCCCAGGAUGGAAGCCACUGGCUUAGCAUGAAGGACAUAGUGGAACAUCUCAGUGAACGGGGACAUGACAUUGUGGUGUUAGUGCCAGAAGUCAACUUGCUUUUGGGAGAAUCCAGAUACUACAGGAGGAAAAGCUUCCCGGUUCCCUAUGACCUAGAAGAACUGCAGACCCGUUAUCGCUCUUUUGGAAACAACCACUUUCUUCCCGGUUUCCCCCUGAUGGCUGCUCUAAGAGAGUACAGGAACAACAUGAUUGUCAUCGACCUGUGCUUUUUCAGCUGCCAGAGCCUCCUGAAGGACUCUGCCACCCUCAGCUUCCUCAGGGAGAACCAGUUUGAUGCCCUGUUCACAGACCCAGCCAUGCCCUGUGGUGUGAUCCUGGCUGAGUAUCUCAACCUGCCCUCUGUCUACCUCUUCAGAGGUUUCCCAAGCUCUCUGGAGCACAUGCUUGGUCAAAGCCCGAGUCCUGUGUCCUAUGUUCCCAGAUUCUACACCAAAUUCUCAGACCACAUGACAUUUCCCGAGCGGCUGGGCAACUUCAUUGCUAGCAUCUUGGACAACUACCUAUAUUAUUGUCUGUAUUCAAAGUAUGAAAUCAUUGCCUCAGACCUCCUCAAGAGAGAUGUGUCCCUACCUGCCUUACACCAGAGCUCUCUGUGGCUGUUACGGUAUGAUUUUGUGUUCGAAUACCCCCGGCCAGUCAUGCCCAACAUGGUCUUCAUUGGAGGGAUC